AUGUUAACACUUAAAAUACUUGUGUUUGUUAUCACAUCAUUCAAUUUUGUUAAUUCUAUGAUAUUACAAAGCAGAGUUCCACAGUUGAACCAAUCAGUUGGAAAUGGACAAGAUAAUGAUGAUGAUAAACUUGAUGAUAUUUUGAAAUAUAUUGUUAUGAAAUAUGGAGAAUCAGCACAAAUUCAGUAUCAAGCCCAAACUCAUACGUAUGGUGACAAUUCAAAGAUACAUCAAGUGCAAAUCCAAAAUGUUAUAUCCGGAAGUCAGAGCCAACCUCAUAAAAAAGAUAAAGAUUUGGGAGCUUCGGAAUCUAACUCGAAGAUGUACGAUGCAAACAUAGAAAAAAUGCAAGCAGAUUCGUCAGAAUUAUUACAACUUAACGACAGUCACAAUUCACACGUAUUUCCACCCAACAAUCAAUCAAUGUUAUCCUUCUCAAUAGAUAGUCAAACUUCAAGCAGGACAAAAAAAUAUCCACAGUGGGAAUUACCACAUUCAACUGCAAACCAGAGUUCUAAAAAACUGCCUACAUCUAUUCCAACAAACACUGAAAAUGAUCAUUUACCUCUGGACAAGACACAAAAAAAAGCACUACCUGAUAAAAGCGCCAGUGCUCUUCAGCAGUAUAAUCAGCCACAGCAAUCGUCAUCACCAGAUGCUGGUCAGAGUUCCAGUGGCUUUCUCCCAGCUGGUCAGUCAGCGUCGCCAGGAUCAUCAACUGGUCAGAGUUCCAGUGGUCCUCAGCAGUAUAAUCAGCCACAGCAAUCGUCAUCACCAGAUGCUGGUCAGAGUUCCAGUGGCUUUCUCCCAGCUGGUCAGUCAGCGUCGCCAGGAUCAUCAACUGGUCAAAGUUCCAAUGGUCUUCAGCAGUAUAAUCAGACACAGUCAGCAGAGUCGUCGAGUGGCCAGAGUUACAGCCGUCCUUCACCGUCUUCCUCAACAUCCCGUGGUCAGAGUUCCAGUGGUCUUCAGCAGUAUAAUCAGCCACAGCAAUCGUCAUCACCAGAUGCUGGUCAGAGUUCCAGUGGCUUUCUCCCAGCUGGUCAGUCAGCGUCGCCAGGAUCAUCAACUGGUCAGAGUUCCAGUGGUCCUCAGCAGUAUAAUCAGCCACAGCAAUCGUCAUCACCAGAUGCUGGUCAGAGUUCCAGUGGCUUUCUCCCAGCUGGUCAGUCAGCGUCGCCAGGAUCAUCAACUGGUCAAAGUUCCAAUGGUCUUCAGCAGUAUAAUCAGACACAGUCAGCAGAGUCGUCGAGUGGCCAGAGUUACAGCCGUCCUUCACCGUCUUCCUCAACAUCCCGUGGUCAGAGUUCCAGUGGUCUUCAGCAGUAUAAUCAGCCACAGCAAUCGUCAUCACCAGAUGCUGGUCAGAGUUCCAGUGGCUUUCUCCCAGCUGGUCAGUCAGCGUCGCCAGGAUCAUCAACUGGUCAGAGUUCCAGUGGUCUUCAGCAGUAUAAUCAGCCACAGCAAUCGUCAUCACCAGAUGCUGGUCAGAAUACCGUUGGCUUCUCGCAUUCUGGUUUGUCGGUUACAUCGACAAGUGGUCAGAAGUUCAGUGGAAUUUCUCUUCAUGGGCAGUCUCAUAUAAUUUCGUCAACUGAUGGUCAGAUAUUAGGCUCGAUGACUGCGUCCUCAUAUCCGGUUCAUCCUGGUUAUACGGACAACAAUUUCCUGUCAGUCCAGCUUUAUCUAGUCAUUCAAACUCUUUUCUGUAUCGUACGUGCCUGA
Messenger RNA from Trichobilharzia regenti, 1725 nucleotides. Lineage: Eukaryota; Metazoa; Platyhelminthes; Trematoda; Strigeidida; Schistosomatidae. The record is from the annotation of a GenBank genome assembly.